AUGCGCAUCCACGAGAGCGGCCUUGACCGCACUCCCGACACACCCACUACAUCCAACACAUCCACCGUGCACACCCCCACUCUCGUUCCAUCCGUCCGCGACACCACCACCACCACCGCCUCCUCUGUAGCUGACACUGACACCGCAGACUUCUCAUGCCCACACUGUUCACGCACAUUCACCUCACGUAUCGGCCUGGUCGGUCACUUGCGAAUCCAUCGCACAGAGACUGGCGAACCAGUGCCUGGAGCACCCACCUAUACCCACAAAGCUAGUUUCAACUGCCCACACUGUCCUCGCACUUUCAGGCAUCGCAUGAGCCUAUUCGGCCACAUGCGCAUCCACGACGACCUGCGGGAGACAACUGCCGGCCGCACCACAAAUUCACUCACUAACCAACCUCCCCCACCACCACCACCACCCCACCAAAAAUCAACACUCACACACCUCAUGCACCCAACUGCCAUCUCCCACGCAAGUGGGAAGUCUGCAUCUCGACUCGGUCCCCAUGCGGCUUCGGCUGCACGGGUGACUUGA
Molecule: messenger RNA, 537 nt
Organism: Spirometra erinaceieuropaei
Lineage: Eukaryota; Metazoa; Platyhelminthes; Cestoda; Diphyllobothriidea; Diphyllobothriidae
Source: the annotation of a GenBank genome assembly